This is a messenger RNA of Amborella trichopoda, 5334 nucleotides long. NCBI's taxonomy places the organism in Eukaryota, Viridiplantae, Streptophyta, Magnoliopsida, Amborellales, Amborellaceae. The record is from RefSeq and is a predicted model, not a curated record.
UUUACAAAUUCGACCCAUGUUUUGAAUGAGCAUAGGAUGAUUAAUAAUGGAAAUUGAAUAAUAUUUUCACCGAUGCACCCUACCACCCAUCCCUCAAAUGACAAUUACAAUGGCGUGUGGAAUGAUGUUUAAAAAAAUUGGUUUAACACCACUACUUCUUCCUCCUCCUCUUUUCUUUGCUGCACCUCCUCCCUUCUUUUCUAUGCUGGUUCCAAACCACUACCUCUGAUUCUUCAUCUUUAUCGCUCUUUAUAUGCAGAGACUAAUCUAUUGCAUCAUUAAAUACCAUUGUGAUAUCUUUUUGUGAGCAAGUUCUUGAACCAAAAACUCUUACUCCCCUUGGUUUUCUUGAUCUUCUUGACUAAAUCAAGGAGUGUUCCUUCUAUUCACCCUGCUUUUUUUGAUAUUCUUUUCGGCUGAAACAGAGAGAUUUCCUUUUGUUCACCUUGGUUUUCUUGAUCUUCUUCUCCACCAAAACGUAGAGCUUUGCUUUGUUCACCUUGGUUUUGUUAAUCUUCUUCGCCAAAAGGACACUUUCCUUCUACUUGGUUUUCUCGACCAAUUGGGCUUUUUACAAGGUGCUUUUGUUUAGUGUCCCAAGGCUUGUGGCUAACUGAACUAUUUCAUCGUGUUUGCCUCUCUUUUGCUACCAUCAACCAUGGAAAUUGCUACUGUCGUGCUCCAAAUUUUGAAUAUAUUUUUGGAACCCAUCACUCGACAGCUCGGAUAUCUCUUCAAAUGCCAGGAGAAGGUUGAGGAACUGAGAAAUAAGAAUGAACGACUUAAGGUCCGAAUUCUUGAUUUGGAGGCGAAUAUUGAAGCAGCAGAAAGAAGUGGGAAGGCAGCCACGAGUGAAGCACAACAGUGGUUCAAUAGGGCACGAGAAUUGGAACGUGAAGCAGAUGAAGUAGUUGAAAGAUACAACGAGAACAAGUGUUGCUUCGGAGGACUCUGCCCAAAUUGCACCUCCAACUACAAGUCAGGUAGACGAGCAACAACGAAACUAUCCCAAAUCACUACUCACAUCAAUCUAACAAAUACUGUGAAUUGGAGCAUGGAUCGACCACCGCCGGUGGGGAGGGAGAUGCCUACAGCUUCAAUCACAGGUCAGUCAACAUUUGAUAAAAAUGUAAAUACGAUCCUCGAAUGUUUGAGUAACGAUGAAUUGGGUGUGAUUGGCAUUAACGGUAUGGGAGGCGUUGGAAAGACAACUGUCAUGCUUGAAAUCAACAAUCGUCUAUCGCAAAAUCGAGAAUUUAAGAGAGUGAUAUGGAUCACUGUGUCAAAAGAUGUAAAUAUAACUAGAAUUCAAAAAGAAAUAAUGACAAAAUUGGGCAUGAAUGUUGAAGAUGAAUAUAUGAUUGCAGAGAGAUUGUUUUUUGCUUUGAAGGAGCAACGAUUCUUGCUUAUAUUAGAUGACUUGUGGGAAAAGCUGGAUUUGAAUGCUAUAGGAGUACCUCGCCCAAACCCACAAAAUAAAUGUAAGAUUAUAAUAACCACUCGAUCGUUAAUGGUGUGCAAUCGGAUGGAAACUGACCUCAAAAUUAAAGUGGAUGUUUUAAUAGAGGAGGAAGCAUGGAUCUUGUUUCGUGAAAAAGCAAGAAAUGUGGUAAGUCUCCCUUCCAUAGAACCCAUCGCUCGUAAGGUCCUCAAAGAAUGUGGUGGCCUACCACUCGCCAUCAUCGUAGUCGGUUGUGCGAUGAGAGACAAGGAUAAUGUGCAUGUGUGGGAGAAUGCACUGAGAGCUUUACGGGAAGCAACAAUGGAGAUCAAGGGCAUGGAACGUGAAGUGUUUGUGCCAUUGAAGUAUAGUUACGAUCAAUUACAAGAUGAAAACAUCAGGCAAUGUUUCUUGUAUUGCUCCCUAUUUCCAGAGGACUACGAAAUUGAAAAGAAUAAUUUGGCUGGGCGUUGGAUGUGUGAGGGGCUCCUAGGCAGAGUGGAUAGUGUGGAGGAUGCUAGAAACAAAGGCCACGGUCUAAUUGAAAAGCUGAUCGACUCAUGCAUGAUAGAGCAAGUUCCAGGAUGGGAUUCAUACGUGAAGCUUCAUGAUGUGAUCCGAGAUGUUGCCAUACGUAUCGGCUCCACAAGAGAGGGUGGGGGUUUUAUUGUGGAAGCAGGAUUGGGACUGAAGGAAGCACUUAGGGUUGAAGAAUGGGGAGAGGCCCAACGUAUAUCGUUGAUGCGUAAUGAAAUAGAGAGACUUCCAAAUCGGCCAGUGUGUCUGGUUCUCACGACAUUGAUACUCAGAGAAAAUAUAAAUUUGAAUAACAUUCCGGAGGGUUUCUUUGAAUGUCUAGAAGCCCUAAAGGUUCUUGAUCUCUAUGGAACUGGCAUAAACUCUCUGCCACAAUCGUUAUCCAACUUGAAGGAUCUCCGUUACCUUUCUCUAUACGAUUGUGAGAACCUAGUCGACAUUCCUCAUGUAGGACAACUUCAGCAACUCCAAGUGCUGGAUUUGUGCAAUACCAAAAUCAAAAGAUUGCCAGAGGGGAUGGGAGAACUAGCCAACUUAAAGCUUCUAAACCUACGAAAGACUCGUGAUCUUAAAUCCAUAAAACAUGGGGUUAUAUCAAGGCUAUCAUGUCUGGAGGAGCUGAACACCAUGAGCAGCGGAUACGUCGAUUGGAAAACGAUUGGGAGAGAAGAAAUUAGCACUGAAGAAGCAUGUUGGGAGGAAUUUGAAGAGUUGGAGAGCUUAAGUUCAUUACGGAUAAGCAUCUAUGGGAAUGGCCCAUUUUUUAACAAAAAACAAUGGGAUCGAAAGAUAUUUGAUAAGAUAGAAGCAUUAGAGGUAGUAGGGUGCCAAGUCUUGACUAGUCUUGAGCAACUACCGCCCAUGAAAAGGCUGGAUGAGCUGUUUAUUAAAAAUUGUUCUCAAUUGGAUUUUGUUGGCCUUGAUGUUGUUCCCAGCUUGAAGAGAUUGGAAUGUUUGAGGCUCUUGGAUUUGAGAGUUGUGAGGAGAAUUUGGAAGGGAGAUGGAGACCGUCAUCUUCUCAAUCUCAGAUAUUUCACUAUUGAAGGAUGUGAUGCAUUGAAGAAUGUGUUAUUGGCAAAUGUGGUACAAUGUCUCCCAUGCUUAGAAAAAAUGAAGAUACGUUGGUGCAGUGGAUUAGAAGAGAUAAUUAGUGGGGGGCAGGUAGGCCAAAACAUCACCCUCCCCAAAUUAAAAGAAUUGAAAUUAUAUGAUUUGGUGAAAUUGAGGAGUAUAUGUGAGAUUGCGAUCACAUGGCCUUCAUUGGUGAGAAUAUUUGUGAGAGGUUGUCCCGAGUUGAAAAGGCUCCCUUUGGGUCUCCGAGAAGCAGAAAUGCUAAGACUAAUUGAAGGAGAAAAAGAAUGGUGGGCGGGAUUGGAAUGGGAAGAUGACCGUACCAACUCUACUCUCCUCCCUCUCUUUGUAAGAACAAGUGUAGCAAAGUGGGAGUGGUUACAAUUACAUUAGCAGCUCAGCUCAGCUCAGCUCAGCUCUGCUCAUGAGGGAGGAUUCACCCGUGAGGUAGGUAAACCUCCAAGCCUAUAACUGGAAAUCCUUCUCUCUCUCUCUCUCUCUCUUCUUGAGCCCACCUUCAUGCCUAUUCUCUCUCUCUCUCUCUCACUCAUAAACAUGAAUGGUGAAAGCCGGUAUAUGAAACAUCGUAUUAGUGGGGCAGAUGGCCACCCAAUGAUCUCGUAUUGAACCGUCGGAUCGCCAAUCAAGAUUGGUUUGGACUCAUCUUCUCAUAUUUGGAUGCUUGGACCUGCCUAGGUCGCGUCUGGGUCUAGAUCUGGCAUGGACCCAAUCGGGUUUUGUCGGACCGGGUUGAGUCGACUUGGUAGGAAAAAAAAUAAAAAAAUAAAAAAAAAAUAUAUAUAUAUAUUUUCACUAGAUUUUAUUUAUUAUCAUUUUGACUAGAAUAAAACAUAUAUAUUACAUAGUAUAUAACUUAAUGUUUUUAAAUUUUUAGACCCUGGUUUGGAUCCAUGUAAGCCUAGCUAGGUAGGUUCCAGAUCUGGGUUGGGGUCUAAUUGACACAAAACCCUACCCCACCCAUAAUCUUCAUAUCCUAUAAAUUAUAAAUAUAAGUCAUAGCUCAAGAACCCACCCAAAAAAGUUGUUUUUAAUGUUUGAAAUUUUUUCAAGUGAUCAUCUCGACCUCAACAUAUAGAACUAUGAAUAAAAGAUUUUAAGUCAUAAAAUAAUGUAUUCUAUAACAAAUUAUUUGGACCUGUCUAUUUCCAAAAUGGUUAGUCUGCUUAAUUCUUGGAACUUUAUCCUUCGUAGUUACAGGUUAGCAUAGAUGUACUUAUGUCAAAACUAGGUCUACAUAAAUCGAUGUAUUGCAUGUUAUAAUUUGAUAGAGCAUGAUGAACCUAUUGCAUUUUGAAUAUUUAUAAUCACAUACUUAUGUUAAAUAGACGUGACUUGUGUAAUUUUGUUUACAUAGGAAUAUGUUUUUUUUCUUUUGUAUUCAUUGUAUAACAAAUGUAGGAUCACAUUCGAGAGUUAUUUUUGAUGUGAUGAAGUGACAUUAUAUUAAUACACGUAUAAUAAUCACAAAAACUCACGAGUGAGUGAGUAUGGGCAGGCCACAGGUUCGGGUGCUUGUACACAAAACACUCUCUCGAUCUUAUGUGACAUCUCCCUCAACCAGUCUUCUGGUGAGUCCUAAUCUUCAUGCUAACAAAGAAGUCCAUAAACAUAUCCCUAUGUGUUUAUUUCUCUCCAUUAUUAUAAGAGAGAUUAAUAUUAUAUCUCUAUCUCAACCCUUUUUUUUUUUUUGUGAAUCUUUAUCCUAUUAUUAAUAUUUAUCUUAUUGGUAAUAAAAACAAAGCUUUAAUUUCUUGUCUCUUAAGCUCUCUAUCUCAACCUUUUUUUUUUUGUGGAUCUUUAUCCUAUUAUUAAUAUUUAUCUUAUUGGUAAUAAAAGCAAAAGGAAAGCUUUGAUUUCUUGUCUCUUUCCGCCACUUUCUGAAAUUCUAGGGAGUAGAAAAGCAGAGAAUCCUCUCUCUAAAUCAAGAGUUCAAUUACUUGGGAAGCCGGAUGGUGAAGUACAAUAUUACUUUAACAUGAAUUACUUUGGAGACAGGCUUGUUUUAGAGCAGCAAGUUUUUCAUGUACAUUCCGAGAGGAUUUCGGGUUCGAGGGCAUGAAGAGCCUCUCUCUCUCGCCUUCAGACCGUCUGACCUCGAGGAGGUGUGCCAUUUGACAAGGAAGGGUUCUUUUGAAGAGGACAAGACCUUCUGUGCUUUUGCUAGGAGAUUGGCUCAAGUCGAUCGCAUGUAGGGAAUGAUGUGUCCAUUCCAUGAUUUGGAUCAACACAAUACAUCUUAAGUUAGUUUAAGGGGGGAAUAAUGA